This is a messenger RNA of Aspergillus pseudotamarii, 387 nucleotides long. RefSeq lists its product as uncharacterized. Bases 1 to 387 code for a protein of 128 amino acids. Lineage: Eukaryota; Fungi; Ascomycota; Eurotiomycetes; Eurotiales; Aspergillaceae. The transcript has 2 exons. The record is from RefSeq and is a predicted model, not a curated record.
AUGUACUUGGUAACCACCGGCCAUGUCUUGCCACCCACGUCGCCACAUUUUGGGUCGCUAUUUGCGGAGACUCGACCGGAUCCUGUGCAGGUGCUCUCUCGUGCGUUGGAAUUGGCAACGGAGAUUGUGGAGAACGUUAGUUUGCUUGCGUGGCAUCUGAAUCAUGCUUUGAUGUGGCGCAAUCCGGGGACUGCGGAGGGAGCACAUAUUGUUGAUUCGACGGUGAUCUAUCAUAUGUGUCAUGAGAGGGAUAUGCCAGAAGGGUCCAAGUCUUUCCUAGAGAAGCGAAAGCCACAUUUCACUGCGACACUGGAAGAUGCGCCACCGAAUUACCCGUGGUGGAUUGAAAUUGAUACAGGCAGGAGAGUCCGGGCUGCAAAGCUGUGA